AUGCUCCGCUGUGACGACCCGACCUGCACCUGCCAACCAGCGCCCCCCAAGCCCAACCGCCAAAUCCAACUAACUCUCCACGACUCCUCCACCUCCAACACAAUCGCAAUCCACCACGCCGACGCAGACCUCGAUAUCGCUUUCGACAUUAUCAAUAUAAGGCUCGUUCUGCAGGAGACUAUCUAUCGUGUUCUUCCUCAUACCCCUUCUUCCACUUCUGGUGGUGGUAGAGAGAUUAAUACAUCAAGGACUCCGCUUCCGAAACGGCCUGUUUCGUGGACGUUUAGUAUGAAUUUCCCGAUAUCUACUACCCGCAACACCAAGAACGGCACCAAGAGCAACACUCAGAACAGCAUCAAGAAUAAGAGCAAGAGCAAAAUCAACAGCAACAGCAACAGCAGCGGCGGAACCACCCUCCACUUCGCCAACCUCAUCGGUCUAAACGAUAACUCCCUCCUCCUAACCCUAACCCUCCAAACCACACCCUCCGAAACAGGAGCAGGGCCCUCGAAAAAAGCAACCUCCAAGAGUGUCUCCACCUCCCUCUUCUGCAUGCCCAACAACAUCAUCAACACCAACAUCAUCAACACCAACAACAACAACAGCAUCAGCAUCAACAGAAGGAGGGCAAGGGGAGAAAAGUACAAAUGCAAAUCUUCCUCCCCGCAGAAAGACUCCACAGCUGGCGAACAGUCGCUCUCAUCGUGA
Molecule: messenger RNA, 708 nt
Organism: Aspergillus candidus
Lineage: Eukaryota; Fungi; Ascomycota; Eurotiomycetes; Eurotiales; Aspergillaceae
Exons: 3
Coding region: 1-708 (235 amino acids)
Source: RefSeq, a predicted model, not a curated record